AUGGCCGUGGCCACCAUGGGGACGGUCACCAUCAGGGGACACGACAGGGGACAGUCGGGCCACCAGGGUCACCGCAGGGGUGGCUGUGGCCACUGGAGACCUUCUGAAACCAUUUCUACCAAAGCAGAAGGCGCUGGCAGUAUUGUAACAAAAGCUGAUCGUGCACAGCCCGACAUCAACGGUCAGCACAAGGUCAGGAAAAACUCCUGCGGCACUGAGGAUGAAUUCGGUGCCUCUCACCCUCGUCUCCUCCUCUGCUGUGGCCACCACAUGGAGACAACAGGAGGGGAGACAGCUGUGGCACUUGGGAGAGACACUGAAAGGGGAGCAGGCAGCCCGAGGCAUAGCCCAGCCUUAGACCAAGUUCUAAGCUCUGGUGUGUUUUCCACAGGUGUUUACCACGUGGGACGACUUGGUGCCUUAACCCCCUGGAGCACUGCAGACCUGAGCAAAACCCUGCCCCUGCCAGACCAGCUCCGUGAGGUUCAGGAACAGCUUUAUCAUCUGCGCUGGAGCACUAAGGAUGUGGCUGAGCGGGCUCUGCCGGAAGGACUGAAGCAGGCAAAGCUCCCAGGCGUUACCGGACGGGCUGUUCACGAGAUCAUCAAUCAAGCUUUGGAGAAGCUGGAGGCAAUCCAAGUCCCGAUGCCGGAUUACGCCCUGAAAUCAGCAGGGGCAGCUGUCAUUCAUUCCAAGACUUCUCCAUCCUUCCGAACUGGCAAAGCCAAGUUCUUCUUGUACUCCCUGCCGGUGAUGGAUUACAUGAGGUCCCCUGAGCUUAUUCUGGAGCCAGACAAUCAUCCUGGAAACUGCUGGCCCUUCCCAGGAAGUCAGGGACACGUGUUCAUCAAGCUGUCCAUGCCAGUCAUUCCCAGAGCCAUCACCAUGGACCAUGUCUCAGGGACAGCAUUCCAUGGAGAAAGCAUCUCUGGAGCUCCCAAGGACUUUGCUGUCUAUGGCUUCAAGGAAGAACACGAGGAGCAGGGAACGUUCCUGGGACAGUUCACUUUCCUGGCAGCCCUGAAUCCCAGUCAGACCUUCCAGCUGAAGAACGAGCUCCCUGGGGUCGUGAAUUACAUCAGGCUGCAAGUGCUGAGCAACUGGGGCCACCCGGACUACACCUGCCUGUAUCGGUUCAGGGUGCACGGUGAUCCGCCCAAAGACGGGGGAGACACAGCAGUUUCACCUGUCAAUAAAUUCCAUUAA
Molecule: messenger RNA, 1206 nt
Organism: Columba livia (rock pigeon)
Lineage: Eukaryota; Metazoa; Chordata; Aves; Columbiformes; Columbidae
Product: SUN domain-containing protein 3-like
Exons: 8
Coding region: 1-1206 (401 amino acids)
Cellular component (GO): nuclear envelope; meiotic nuclear membrane microtubule tethering complex
Molecular function (GO): protein-membrane adaptor activity
Source: RefSeq, a predicted model, not a curated record